Molecule: messenger RNA, 1515 nt
Organism: Rubroshorea leprosula
Lineage: Eukaryota; Viridiplantae; Streptophyta; Magnoliopsida; Malvales; Dipterocarpaceae
Source: the annotation of a GenBank genome assembly
UGUUAAAUUGUGCAAUUAAAAUGGCAAAAUAGUUUUUUAUUUUCUUAAAAAAAAAAACCCCUUUUAAGUCGGUGCCCUUUGAGGUCAACAUUGUCUUUUCUUAAAUCCCGAAAACCAUUCACAAAAGCUUACUCACUCUGUGCAAUCAGGAGUAGUACGCCACAAUACUACCACGCAAAGCUGUCAUAAAACGCACUCCCUUUCUUCCUCCUAACGCCCUCCGUUAUGUCACCGACGACCGUCAAAUCCCGUUAGUUUCUCACCCUCUUUCCAUUUCCAUCUUUUCGUUCCAAUUUCGUAUUUUUCUCUCCUCGUCCGCAUCAAAAUCGAACGCCGCCAAUCCCAAGGGGAUAAUAAUAAAACAAAGGAGCUCAUAAGGCUUUAUUUUUUGUGUGGUGGCUGGUUUUAGGAUUUAAGAUGGCAGAGAGAGCAUGUGUGAAGCGCCUUCAAAAGGAAUAUAGAGCACUUUGUAAAGAUCCAGUUUCUCAUGUUGUUGCUCGUCCUUCACCAAAUGACAUUCUUGAGUGGCAUUAUGUGCUAGAAGGGAGUGAAGGAACACCUUUUGCAGGUGGGUAUUACUAUGGAAAGAUCAAGUUUCCUCCAGAGUAUCCCUAUAAACCUCCUGGAAUCACCAUGAUCACUCCCAAUGGACGAUUUAUGACUCAAAAGAAAAUCUGCUUAUCUAUGAGUGAUUUUCAUCCAGAACUUUGGAAUCCUAUGUGGUCUGUAUCAAGCAUACUUACUGGGCUUCUUUCUUUCAUGAUGGACAACAGUCCAACCACUGGCAGUGUGAACACAACUGUUGACGAAAAGCAACGUUAUGCAAAGGAGUCUCUUGCUUUCAACUGUAAGAAUCCUACAUUCAGGAAACUGUUUCCAGAGUAUGUUGAGAAGUACAACAAGCAGUGUGCUUUGGAGCAGAUGUCAGUUGAGUCACCUCAAGAAGAUUUGAAACCUGAGGCAGAAAAACUUGUUAAUUCCUCGGGUGAAGAUGAUAAAAGAGUAGACACACAAAAGGGCAGAAGAAACAAAAAACAGCCACUACCUGCAUGGAUGAUGUUGUUGCUGAUUUCUGUCUUUGGCAUGAUAAUGGCACUGCCUCUGCUUCAGCUUUAAUACCUGGAGCACAAAAUGGAUGAAAUCUGUAAGGGGUGGUAGUCAUAUAGAUUAAUGUAUAGGGAUUUAGUGACAUGGAGGAUUAGUAAUUAGUUUGAUCUCUUGACUGACACUGCUCCUACAUUAAUGUUGGUAGCUUGUGGAAUGACCUUGAAACAUUACUUAUCUGUGAUGUCGAUAUUGCUUCUCUGUGAGCUGUGAUUUUAUACCUUUUUAAACUUUAUCGGUUUUUCCCCUUUUUCUCUGUUUUUACAACACUCUAUGUGACGGACUGAUGCAAUGUGGAAGAUGGGAGAUAGACCUCGAGAAUUACUGACUUUAAGGAGCAGAAGGCCCACCAAUGAACCAACCGAACCUGACCAGACAGAGGACAUGGAAAAAUAAAGAUGAAGCUUUGUU